UGAAGUCUGAACUGCUUCCCUUCCUCCCCGACCGGACCCACUUGCCAGUUGCCAUGGCGACACCGCCGCCCCGACCGGGACCGGCGGCCCCCCUCGCCGACCGCCUCGAGUCCGCGACCUUCGCGCCGCCCCCUCCGCCCCCGCCGCCGCCCUCCCCCUCCGCCAUACUCUCAGCGUGGUCGCGCCUCCGCGAACCCUCCUCCUCUUCCCCCGCCGUCGCCCUCGCCGCACUCGAGACCCUCCACCUCCACCGCCGCGCGCUCCGCCUGUCCUCCGCGCACGUCGCGCUCCUCCUUCCUCUCCUCCCGCUCCAUCCGCGCCUCGUCGCCCCGCUGCUCGCCACGUCCCCGCACCUCCUCCCCGCCUCCCUCCCGGACUCCCUCCCCGUCUCCCCUCGCCUCCUCCUCCUCGGCGCCCGCGCCUUCGCCAAGAGCGCCAAGGAUCCCCCCAGCGGUGCGAGCUUGGGGAGCGCCACCGCCAAGAAUCUCGGCGGUGGCGAGUCUGCCAGUGGCCAUGAUGAUGAUCCUGUUCUGGCUGUGGGUCGCAUGCUUGAGGAUGUGGAGCAAGGGGGGCAGAGCAUCGAUGAUCUUGAUCACCUUGCACUUGCCGGGAUUGGUUACGCACUGGCGUCUGCUGAUGAGGUGCAAUUCAGAAGGAUUCUUGUGUCCUUGCUUAGGAUUUGUGGGAGGAUUGGGAACCUGGCUGUCGGUGUUCGGGUGCUUAAGCUGGUAGAGUGGCUGGUAAUGGGGUUUGUCGAGUCGAGGAAGAUGCGGAAGGUUCAGGUGCUCUUUGAGAUGAUCUCGCCAGAGACGUGCGAGAGCGAGGGUUAUGUGCUGUUUCCAGUGGUCAUGGCGGCAUGCGGUGGAUUGCGGGCACUGAGGGUUGCUUCGGCGAGGUACCGGUUGGACUUUGAUCCACGGUUGAAAGAGGCGCCUGAGCGGACAAUUCGGUUUGCAGCUGAGAGGGUUGUUUUAGAAGGGAGGCCUGCCGAUGAUCAGCAUAUCCUUGUUCAGUGUGUCACAUUGGGCUUGACACAAUGUGGGCGGGUCAUGUUCCAUGAGCCGGUGUUACAGUGUAUCUGUAUGGGAUUACUGAAGGAACUCCUCCCUCUGCCGGGUAUGCUCAGGAUGUCAGUUGAAAGUGUGGAAGGGAACGCAGCUGAUGUUGUCAAGGCUAAGGUCAACCAACACCUGGAUAGUGUCCUUUUCAAAGAGGCUGGCCCGGUGACUGGGGUUCUUUGCAAUCACUACUCAUAUGCCGGCAGCAUGGCUAAAGAGUUUGUCGAAACUUGUGUGUGGGAGUAUGCACAGGAGAUUUAUUGUCAUCUUCGUGCAGCAGUGCUGCUGCACCGGGGAAAGCAGGAUGACUUGAUUACUGCAAUUGACAAGAUUGCUGAGGCCUCAUUUCUUAUGGUUGUAGUCUUUGCAGCUGAGGUCACUAAACACAGGCUAAUUGCUAAGUCCUUAGAGGGGUUCCAACCUGAGGUUGCUGCUAAAAUCUUGGUGGCAUUCUCAUGUGUGGAGCAUCUGAGGCGCCUGCGUCUUCCUGAGUACACUGAGGCAGUCCGGCGUGCUGUACUCGCAAAUCAAGAGAAUGCAGCAGCUGUUACUUUGUUUAUUGAGUCAAUGCCUUCAUAUGCUGAAUUGACAAGUCAACCAGAUUUUCCAAGCUUGGCUGGAACAAGAUAUAUUUGGCACAAAGAUGAGGUUCAGACAUCACGCAUACUGUUUUACCUGCGGGUUGUGCCAACUUGUGUUGGCCUCAUUCCAGCUCAUAUGAUUCGGGAUAAAGUGGCUUCAAUCAUGUUCUUAUACUUACAGCAUUCAAAUGAGAAAGUUACGAGUGCUUCACAUUCUGUGAUGGUAUCUUUCCUGUCAUCUGGCAAUGACGCUGAUCAGGAUGAUCGAACAAUUUUGAAAGAGCAACUUAUCUUUUACUACAUCAAGCGAUCUUUGGAGGCUUAUCCUGGGGUAACCCCAUUCGAUGGAUUAGCAUCAGGAGUCGCAGCAAUUGUUCGGCAUAUUCCUGCAGGGAGCCCUGCCAUUCUUUUUUGUAUCCAUAGCCUUGUUGUCAAGGCUAAGGAUCUUUGUGAUACUGCAAAGGUUCAGGACAAAUCCUUAUGGAGAUCAUGGGAAGAAAGCACAGAACCUUGUAAGAAAACAUUGGAUCUGUUGCUGAGACUAAUCUUCCUUGUGGAUAUUCAGUCAUUCCCUUACCUGCUGAAGGAGCUGGCAGAAUUCGUGACUCUGCUACCGAAGGAAGGGCAGGAUGCGCUCCUCGAUGACAUGCACGCCCAUGUUGCAGAGUCUGAUGAUGUCACUCGGAAGCCGGUACUUGUGUCGUGGCUGCAGUCGCUCUCUUACAUCAGCUCGCAGUGGAGUCGUAGCGAGUCUCAUAGCAAGGCCACGAAUGCUUCAUCUGUAGCAAGCGAUGAGCUGACCCUGAACAGAACUAUGGCACGCCUGUGAUAUCAUCUGUCAUGCUUGUAAAAUCAGUACAUCAUGCAGUAUAUUGGAUGCGUGUUGCCCGUACAAAAUUGAGUAAAUUAGAUGCAUGUUGCAAGGAUUAUAUAAGUUUUUCAAAUUUCA
Panicum hallii is the source of this 2588-nucleotide messenger RNA. RefSeq lists its product as uncharacterized. The coding region runs from base 54 to 2468 and encodes 804 amino acids. Lineage: Eukaryota; Viridiplantae; Streptophyta; Magnoliopsida; Poales; Poaceae. The transcript has 5 exons. The record is from RefSeq and is a predicted model, not a curated record.